GCCAGCUAGAGGGAGAGCCGGAGAGGCAUUGCAACGACUGAGGUCAGAAUUAGAUAGGCAGACAGAUAGGACAAAGUGGAAAGGAGAAAUAUAUUUUCACCGGAGUUAUAGUUCUCCGGAAAGUGAAAAAAUUUGAGGAAGAGGGGUAGAGAAGAAAACCAGGAGGGGAGGGGAUUUAAAAUAAACACAUUGGGAUUUCCUCAAAAUCGUGUUGCCACCAUCGUCCCACUCCCCACCUAUUCCCUCUAUAAAAACGUUGGGUGAGGUUCUAUUCUUCGGAGCUUCCAAAGAUCAUUAGCCCACCUCGCCUAAAAUCGAAGUACAGCAGCAGCCAGCAUCUCUGCCUCAAUAAAACCAUCCGUUUUCUCUCUGUCGCUUGACUCUUCUUCUCUAUUUCCUUCGUUGCCUCAUUGACGAAAAUUUGUGAGGUUCGGGGACAGGGGAGUUGUUUGGGGAAAAGAGUAAUAUGGCCAAUGUGUCUGGGUUCUUGAGUCCUUCAGUUCCCAGUUUAGGGAGGACUGUGAAGCCUUCUGUAGGGGUUAUUGGAUCUGGGUUUUGCUCUACAAAGGGAAUAGCCAAGGGGAUUUUUUGCUCCAGCGCUGUUGAAGGUGCUGCUGACAAGGUUUCCCCUUCUCAAUCUCGAAUGCCCAGGCUAGCUAUGCAAGGUUGCAAGCUAGUUGGAUCUGGCUCAGCAGUUCCAAGUCUACAGAUUUCAAAUGAAGAUCUCGCCAAAAUGGUCGACACUAAUGAUAAGUGGAUAUCUGAUCGAACUGGGAUCCGUAAUCGACGAGUUCUUUCAGGAAAGGAAACCCUGACUUCUCUAGCAGCCGAAGCAGCUAGGAAAGCACUUGAGAUGGCAGAGGUUGAUCCUGAUGAUCUGGAUAUGAUCUUAUUGUGCACUUCAACACCAGAGGAUCUUUUCGGUAGUGCUCCUCAGAUCCAAAAGCAGCUUGGCUGCAAAGGAAACCCUUUGGCAUACGACAUAACAGCAGCGUGCAGUGGAUUCAUUAUGGGGCUAGUCUCUGCUUCUUGUCACAUUAGGGGAGGUGGAUUCAAAAACGUCUUGGUAAUUGGUGCUGACUCCCUCUCUCGAUAUGUCGACUGGACCGAUAGAGGAACUUGUAUUCUCUUUGGCGAUGCUGCUGGCGCGGUAUUGGUACAGGCCUGUGAUGGUGAGGAUGACGGUUUAUUCAGCUUCGAUUUGCACAGCAAUGGUGAUGGCCAGAGAAAUUUGAAUGCGUCAAUCAAGCAAACCGAAUUGGAUCAUGCUCUCGGUUCUAAUGGAUCAGUUAUCGACUUCCCUCCUAGACCCUCCUCUUAUUCGUGCAUUAAUAUGAACGGAAAAGAGGUUUAUCGCUUUGCCGUGCAGUGUGUGCCAGAGACUAUCGAGUCUUCUCUUCAGAAGGCUGGUCUAACUCCAGCGGACAUUGAUUGGUUGCUACUCCACCAGGCCAACAAGAGGAUCAUAGAUUCGGUUGCAGACCGUCUGAAACUUUCUUCUGAAAAUGUGAUAUCGAAUCUGGCGAAUUAUGGCAACACGAGUGCUGCUUCAAUUCCCUUGGCAUUGGAUGAAGCUGUUCGAAGUGGGAAAGUGAAGCCAGGUCAUAGAAUUGCAGCUGCUGGUUUUGGUGCUGGUCUAACUUGGGGCUCUGCUAUAAUUAGAUGGGGCUGAAAAUUGAAAUCUUUCUUACAGAUGCUUUCUCUUUUCACCAAUGUCUCCAGAAUGAGAGAUAAAACAUCAAAUUAGACCAGAAUUCCCUGUAACAUCCAGUUUGCUUAGUUAUUUUCUUACCUUUUGUGUUCCAUAUGUACUUACUACACACAAACUUGUUGCUUCCCUUAUGUGUAAUGUAACCCUUUAUCAAUUUUUGGUACCCCAAAAUAAAAAAGUUCCAUUCUUUCCUAUCCAAAACCUGAAACUCUUUACAAUGCUCGAACAUUCAAGCUCAAGGUUCUCUACUUUCUCUACCUUUCUCCCUCAAAAUUCGUCCAUUCAGGAAAAAAUAAGCAAGACAAAGAAGACCGACUCCUAAUAAUGUUACAACAACAGUCUGGAAAAAAGCAACGGUGCUAUCACAUAGAAGAAAGGUCUUCUACUCCUACUUCUGCUUCUUCACCUUUGAUCCUGGACCUGAUCUUCUCGAGAGCUCCAUCAAUGGCAAUAUCAAGUGCAUCCUUUUGCCCUUUCCAUCCUACAGAAGAACUACUCCCAUGUUUCCUGUAAACAACUCUCGGGAUCAACUCGAUAACCUUCUGCCUCAUCCUCCUAACCCGAGCCCUCGAAAUCCCCAUCAGCACGUCCAAAAUCUUCAUUCCAUUGUAAACCACAUCCUCCUUCGGAAUGUGGACUGCAAACUCCCCAUAAGCUUCCUCCGGCAAGUGCCACCUGUACUGCGUUCUCGCGGAUUGAUCCUCGAAGAACACCGGUAUGCAGCCGGCAAUGAUCGCAUCGAACGUGGACCUCCUCGUCGGAGUGUCCCCGGGAGGCUGGAGGCAGAAUGUCGACUGCAACAUGGGCCUCAUGUACAAAAUCGGGUCGUGCUCGCAUUUCCCAUUGGCGCAAUCGACAAUGUCGCACACUUUGGAGUAAUAAUACCACCCGCCAUUGCUCUCAAACGUAUCGCUCGUGUUCUCGCACUCAUUCCUAAUGCUCCGCCGGAUAUUGGGCUGCGCCGACACCCCUCCGCCGCCGGCGAACAGCAUCAAUGUAGUUCUCCGGGACGCCUCGACCCGAUUGAUCCACGAAUCCAGGAGCUCGGCAUUCGGCGGGUGAAACGACGUCAGAUAGGGAAUGGCUUGCUCCUGCCACGGCCAUAACCUCUCUUCAACGACAAGCGCCGUGAGAUUGUAGAAUUCCGGGAGUUCCAAAAACGAAGUCCCCCAAAUCGGCGGGUCGAGAUCUGGCGGCUGGGAGAAGUCCCAGGCGGGUCGGGCGAGAACCAGGAAAUGAUCCGACCCGGAAUUCCGCCCCCAAAUCCACCCGUCGUUUUCCUGCAGGAACUCGAAGAGCUCCAGGCCGUGAUCCAUGCUGUUGUUCACCUCCGGGCCGUAGAGGUAGCGGAGGGAGUCGAUGGCGGCGUAGUACGGGAGGUAGACGGCGGCGGCCUGGUUCGGAUCUUGGGUCAAACAGGGGUAUUCGAGCAUCCGUCGAUGGAAGAUGAGCUCGAGAAGGAAAGGGUCGGUUCGGUACCAUGAGUGGGAGCGGUUGUGGGUCUUGGGUCCGAGGCCGUGAUUGGAGAGGUAAGGGCAGAAAUCGUAGAAGAGGUCGUACUCGGAGCAAUUCGUGAGGAGAUCGAGGUUGAACCUCGCCGGGAGACGCCGGAUGUGGAUCCAACGGCCCGAGCAGUCGAGUUGUGGAACCACCGCCGCCGCCAAUGAUGAUUCUCCUCCUCCUCCGCUGCUUCCGGCUUCUCCUGAUCCUGCUCGCUCUUUUCUGGACUUGGAUGCUUGCUGCAGGGAAAAUGCAGGGCUGAGCAAGAGGAAGAAGAAGAGGAGGUAGGAAGGGGAAAUGGGUACGGACGCCAUGGAUGGACAGGGAAAAGCUUUGGAGAAGAACAACAAUGGAGGAUAUAGAUUUUAGGGAUUCAUGUCAUGUUGCCGGGGGUUACUUGUUACAUUAAACUUUUUUUUCUUCUUUUUUCAGGCAGAUAUUUGUGUUAUUGGAUUUUGUUUAGGAGACUUUUCCUGAAAAU
Linum tenue is the source of this 3692-nucleotide messenger RNA. The record is from the annotation of a GenBank genome assembly. NCBI's taxonomy places the organism in Eukaryota, Viridiplantae, Streptophyta, Magnoliopsida, Malpighiales, Linaceae.